AUGCAAACAAGCACUGAUGGUUAUUACAACAUUGAAAUGAUUGACAUGAUGAAUUGUCAAUAUCUAUCAUUUGUCAAAGAAGAAAAACCAAUCAAACACAACGCAAGUGAAAAAGAAGAAAUUACAAGAGAAAUGAAAAAAAGAAAUUAUCAUCAAAUUAGAACAAGAAAGGGAGACAAACACAAAAUCGGAAAGAAGAGUGAAGAACAUAACAAAGAAGAGAAAGAAAACACAGGAAGAAGUGUAGAUGAGACAAUUGAAGAAGAUGAAGGAAAAAAGAAAACAAGAAUAAAUGAAAAGAAAAAAGAAAAGAACAAAAGAACAAACAAAGAAAAUAUGAUAAAAGGAAUGAGUGAAGAAGAAAAGAUGAAAGAAGAAAAAGAAAUACAAUAUUCAAACACACCAAUUAAUCAAGAAAUCAAAAUAUACAAUAUCAUUAAAGAAGGGUAUCAAAGAAUUAAAAAAGGAGAAAUUAUAGAAGGGAAAGAAUAUCAAGAAGAAACAAAGAAAAGUGGAUGGAGUGUUGGGAGUGAUUUAACGAUUAUUUCAAUGAUAAAGAAGUAUGGGAUAAGUGAUAAGAAAGAAAUACAUAACAAUCCAAUCAUUAAAUAUCAACUUGAAGAAAUCAAUGGAAUUAGAAAUGAAGAAUAUUGUCAAAAAGUUAUUUCAGAACGAAUUAAAUAUCUUGUAGAAUUAAUCACAAUAAAUAUAAAUGAUAAAUCAUUUCAUACAAUACCACAUUGA
Molecule: messenger RNA, 744 nt
Organism: Entamoeba histolytica HM-1:IMSS
Lineage: Eukaryota; Evosea; Mastigamoebida; Endamoebidae
Exons: 1
Coding region: 1-744 (247 amino acids)
Source: RefSeq, a predicted model, not a curated record